CCGACGGAAAAUCUUUGACAUUUUUAAGCCUAGAAUACGUUACUCCCAUUUUUAUCUUUUGCUACCCUUUUCAUUCUUUGAUUUUAUUUUUGUUUUGUAUGAAAACCAUAAAAGUUUCGUCUAUUUUGUUUUAUUCCAUUAUUGUACGUACUAUUUUUCCCAAAAUUUUGUUUUGUUUUGUUUUGCUUAUGCCUAUAGAAAUGUCGCCAUUGCCAUUUCUGCUACUGCUAAGCCUUUGCUGGAUUCGUCCGCAAGCCUUUGAAACAACCGUUUGCGAUUGCUCAGAGCCAUUAAGAAUGGGAAUUCUUCAAUUCUCUGACGCAAAUUGCCGGCCAAAAGAAAUUGACAAAAAUAGUGUUCAAGUGAAAUACGGUGUUUACAGUGAAGAACGGGCAGCAGCUCAUUUUCCGGGAUAUAUUUGCGCAAAAUGGAAAAACAUUAAACACACUACUGUGAGUUUUUUCGGCCAGGUAGUGAUUGUGCCGGACAAAAUUUCCAUCGAUACGACACCUUCAGAGUGCAACGACAUGAUUAACCAUAAAAAGUGCAACGGAAAUGAGAUGAAAGCUUCGGAUAAUAAAUAUGUAUUCGAUCACGAUCCAACACCUUUGAAAUAUUGGAUGAGUACAGUAACAGCACAAAUUACUAACUGCGUCCUUGAAAAAGUGCAACUUUAUCAACAAAGUGAAGACACUAACUUCCAGACACCUAUUGGCACAGCAUCCGCGACGGCAGGUAACUUGUCACAUAAUCAUUUAACAUUGGUAUGGGACACUACCUACACGCAUCACACCGCACCAAUCAAUCGACUUGUUGAAUCUGGUGUCGGUACACUAACAAGACAGUUGGAAGGCGAAAAGUCAUUCCGUCUACAGGAUGACGAAAAUCAACUAGAUUUUCACUUAACUCUUCGACCUCCUUGUCUUCCACUUCAACCCAAUUGUACGAACCGUACAUCAGCUUACGAUGUCGUUGGUCAACCAAAAUUAUACCUUUUGACAGGAGAGAUAAAGGAAAAUUCUUCUUCAGCAUCAACAACGACACCACCGCCACCUAACGCUGAAAUUUUCAGUAUACCAGCUAAUAUACAAUAUAUUCGCGAUCAACUCACCGAUCACGAGAAUGAAUUAGCGAGACUAAUUCAAAUAUUACAAUGUGAUUCCCGAAAGGCGAAACACGAACGAGCUAUCGCAGCCGCUCAAUAUAAUGGAUGGUUAGCGGCUUCCCAAUUAAAUUUACCCCAGUGCACGAAAUCCCAAGCUUUGGGUAGGACGGCAGUCGUCAUUCAAUGCAAAGAAUUAAAUGUCACAUUUGACACCGUAGUGACCUCUUGCGGACCACAACCAAAAUUCCAAAAUUUUACAAUAAACCUUGAUGGAUGGGAACUUGUAAAAUUUUCACCCUGUUAUUGGACCAAUGGAUUUGUCAACUUUAAUGGCAAGCCGUACGCAUUCCGUAAUAACACCUGGAACCCAAUCGAGGCAAAUAUUAUUUUACCGGAGCAGUCACUCGCCCACUCCUUUCGUUACGAAGAUGUCAAAUUUUCUGAUUACGAACAUCGAAGCAACCCAGCAUACAGUGAUACCAUGCUUAACCACAUGAAUAUCAUGGCCGAUAUUGCGGCAGCUAUGAACGAACACUCACAAGAUAUAUCUUCGGUACGCGAAGCAUUGAGUACCUCCAAUGUUUUGAUAACAGCAUCCAAUGUCGGGACCUACACCAGCUGGUGGGGAAAACUGAAGGAUUAUUUUUACAUCGGUUUACUCUGUGUCUCCGGUGUGGUCCUCAUGCGUAUCUGCUAUUGCUUGGGAUUUUUCGAAAUGAUUCGGAGUCUAUGCUGUCCCAAAUGGAGAACUUCGACCACCGCAACUUCCGGAUCUUUCGAAUUCAAUGAGAGAUUACGGGACGUAAUCUCACGCAACCGGGAGUGAUGUAACGAAGCCAUCUAAAUAUAUAUACCUUUGCAGAUACCCACAAUAUGAUCUAUUUGCUUAUGCUUAUUUUAUAUUCACAUUAUAUUCUUAUUCACUAUUACAAACGUAUUUGCUAGUUGCUUCAUGUGCAACCAUGUUGACCUAGAUAAAACUUCCGGGUUCUGACUCACGCGUGUGACGCACCUACGCGUCACGAACAUCACGCCACAUGCGAAGAUGCGACGUUUCAUGGUGAACCCACUUUCUGACAAGAGUCAGACAAGUAUCAGCUUGCAAGACGUUCAGUCGCCUUUAGCUUGAAUUGUCACUCUUGAACAGUAGACUUUUAUCUUGAUGUGUUAGCUUAUUCAUUUUAAUCCAUUAGUUAUUCCUCCAACUUAUUUUGUUCUUCUUUCCUCUCCGAGCAUCGUGUGUAUUCGAAUUAUCUUCUCAACACGUACUCCAAAUACUAUACGUGUCGGCAAGUAGUAUUGUUUCCCGUUUUCUCCUAUUAUUCCCUCACGCUUGUACGCCCGCGCUACCACGGUAAGAUCAAAUUACUUUGUCUCGAAUCUCACGCUCAGUUUCCCAAUUGGACUCACGUCCAUGUAUCCUUACUCGUUUUGUAAACCUUUGGCCUCAGCUUAGUAAUACAUAAUCAUCAUUGUGGGUAAAUACGCCUCUGAGUUUAUUUACACAACAAAUUGUCUUAAUUCGUAAAGCCAUUCACCCGAGAGGGAGAAUGCUUUACACUAGUGUCAUGUAUUCACGGCAAUGGGAAAGAGCUAAAAAACUAGCAAGAUAUUACCUCUUCAAACUCAAACUACACAGAAAAGCUACUACGACAUCGGCGCGAAAGCAGCUAAAUACAACAUAGGUGACUUUGUUUUGCUAAAAGUUCACCAGUAGCAGGAAAAUUCUUAAACAGAUGGAAUGGACCAUUUUCUCGAAACUUCUCGGAUAUCAACAACGAAAUCCAGCACACCAUGAAAUAAAUACUGAAAGCUGUGGUACAUAUGCUUAUCGCUAAAGCUUUACAUCCCAAGAAAACAAGAAACAACAAACGGAGAAAUAAUAAAUAAUUCAAUCAACCUUCCGGAGAAUGUUGAAGCAGGACGACCAAAAACUCACCAACGCCGUCUGGGAAGACGGAGAAAAAAGCAGCCGAUCCAUCCAAGGAAAAUCAACAUCAAAUCCCGCAGAAAAAUGAAUGGAAUGGCAACAAAAGAAGAAUCAGAUCCCACAAUACCCCACCCAUACCACGACAGAAUCCUAAACCCCCAUCUAACAAACCACCGAAACAACUUACGAAGGAUGUCAUCAAGAACAACAUUACUAAAUCCUAAUAUUUUCUUAACAGAUGCAAACACUACUACUCCUUCUUUGCUUCCUUCAUUCACUUAACCAUACUUACCCUAUCUACGCGAUAGUCUGUAAAUGUAAUAACGUGGAAAUUCGAGGAAUCCUGGACAUCGAAUCACCUUACUACUUUGACCAUGACAAAUCUGAAACACAACACUUACCGAGGAUUCAAUUUACCAACACAUUGAUGGCCAAGAAAAAACCAGCACCCACUUGGAAAGGAUGGACAUGUAGACAACGUAGCAAGACGAAGAAAAUAAAUGGAUCCUUCGACACAAUAUAUAUUUACAGGAAACACAACUAAUAACCCCUCUGGAAUGCUAGGGGGUGGUCAACGACAAAAAGUGCGAUGAAAAUAAUAUGCAAGUUGAAUCACCAGGGCUGAGUUUCCCAGCCACCUCUACAGGCGAAGGGAAAUGGUACGCCAUUAAGGAGUACCAUACCCUCAACUGCGUAGCGGAACAAAUCACACUAUGGCAAGAGAGAACUGAUCAGCCAAUCAAGAGCCCGUUUGGACUAUUGAACAACACACAGCAGGAAGGACAAUUCAUUCAAAAUCAAAACACCAUCGUGUGAGGAGAAAGAACAACAUACAACUCAUAUCCUCAAACACCACUCCCACCUAUACCACCUCUAAUCAAAAGAGAAAAGAAAUCAAACAACAAAAACUUGACCACACCCACCACACAAAAAUCCAUUAGUCUACUUCAAGUACCACCACGACAACAAAGCCGACUACAAAAUAAUCACCACAACAAUUAAAGAAACAUCAACCAUAAAAACUACGGUAUAAUGCACAAGCAGCUAAAAGUUAGACUAAAUUGUUCAAAGCAUAUUGCACAGCACAAGCCUCACGUUUCCAACAAUUGCUUUUAAAAAACACACCAUCCUGCCCAGAUAGCAAUUGUUGUCCCAUAGUGGCUCCAAAGCCGUACUAAUGGCACCGCUGUGACGAAUUCAUCCAGUAGAUGUUCCCAUCGAAUCCCUUGAAAAAGAAGUACUUCCGUUUUUCUGCUAUGUUUCAUUUGUCCCCCGUCGAUGUCCCUAGCCCGUCCCAUUUCUUUUCUUUUGGCUCUCUAUCAACACUUAGAAAA
Messenger RNA from Daphnia magna, 4369 nucleotides. RefSeq lists its product as uncharacterized. Lineage: Eukaryota; Metazoa; Arthropoda; Branchiopoda; Diplostraca; Daphniidae. The record is from RefSeq and is a predicted model, not a curated record.